AUGGCUCCGUCGGCCCAAGCUGCCACGACGGCCGCGGUCAGCCGCGUCUCCGCCGAGUAUCGCGAGCUUGAGAAGUCCGAGCCUCUCCUACAGGAGAACUCUCAGCGCUGGGUGAUGUUUCCCAUAAUGCACCACGACAUCUGGGAGAUGUAUAAGAAACACGAGGCAUCUUUCUGGACGGCGGAAGAGAUCGACCUCUCGCAGGACCUUCGGGAUUGGGAGACUCUGGCAGACAGCGAGAGGCACUUCAUCAAGCACGUGCUGGCGUUCUUCGCCGCCUCGGACGGGAUCGUGUUGGAGAACUUGGCCGCCCAGUUCACCACAGAAGUCCAGUCUCCAGAGGCGCGUGCUUUUUACGGCUUCCAGAUGGCCAUGGAGAACAUCCAUUCCGAAACGUACUCCCUCCUGAUCGAGCAGUACAUCAGGGACCCAGCUGAAAAGGAGAUGGUCUUCGAUGCGAUCCACACAAUGCCAGCGAUCCAGAAGAAGGCCGAAUGGGCAGUGCAGUGGAUGAACCACGAGAACAGCUUCGCCGAGCGGCUCGUUGCCUUUGCGGCCGUGGAGGGCAUCGAAGACGCCUACGCGGCUCGUUCUGCGCGAUCUAUUGGCUGA
Messenger RNA from Prorocentrum cordatum, 612 nucleotides. The record is from the annotation of a GenBank genome assembly. Lineage: Eukaryota; Dinophyceae; Prorocentrales; Prorocentraceae.